AGAAAAAAAAUCGGAAACAGAAACUUCAUCAACUCCACCCAACUUCAAGAGCUAUGGUGACGAUGGUGACGAUGGUGAUGGUGGUGGUGGUGGUGGUGGAGGGGCGGGACCAGCUGUGUCUGCGCGGCCUAACUCCCUUCCUUCAAGACUUCAUCACACAUUAUUCCUACAGCGAAGUGCACCUUGUAUUCAACGGCUCAGCCGAUGGACAGCUGGUGGUGGCGGGCAGACAGAUGCUCGCCCACUCCCCCGCCCUCACCCUGUCCUUCAUCAACGUGGAGGGGGACCCAGCCGCCCUCCGUGAAGUGGCCUCCUUGACCAAGAGACCCCAACACGACCAGCCUCUGCACGUAGGGACCUCUGCCCAUCAGCAUAGUUUCCGCAAGCCGCUCUUUAUGGCCACGAUCUCUACGGCUAUUGAGCUCAACGACGUGAAGGAGGUAAAGGUGCGGGAGAAAUCGAGAUGGGGGUCGUGGCUACUGCUGGGGGAGGACCUGGGGCCGCUUCUCACGCCUGGACAGUACCUCCCUUUAGACAACAAGGUCACAGUGGCUAUAUGGGGAAAAGCUGACGAAGGCGUGGAGCUCUGGGAGGCAUAUCAGGCAGCACCAACGCUACCACAUCGAUCCUCCAAGGUGGGCAUAUGGCUCUACCCCGAUACUUUGGGCUACAGCGCGGCGUGUCUAGGGGGUAACGUGUCCCUGGGUGAAGAGGAGGUUGAGAUGGAGGGACAGAACGCAACAGGAGGGCCCAACGUUACAGCCUCACUCUCCACGUCCUAUCCCAGUAGUAACAUUGCAGCGCGGAGGAGGGACUUGAGCGGCCUGCAUCUGCGGUGUUUGACGGGAAGUUGGGAGCCCUUCACGCGAAACACGCCCAAGGAGGGGAAGGAGGGCCUGGUUAACGCCGGGGGCUACGUUGGCGAGAUGUUUUCACUUCUGGCCGAGACGCUAAACUUCACAUAUGACUGCAGACAAGCUCCUGAUGGUCAAUUCGGGAACCUGGAGGACGGGAAGUGGACGGGGCAGGUUGGGGAGCUGGUGGCGGGGCGAGGAGACGUGAUAGUGACCGCCCUGGACAAGACCUACCAACGCUCCGCCGUCAUCGACUACUGCCAUCCUUACGGUGAAAUUACCUACCGUAUGAUCAUCCGCACACCUGAGCCUAAUAUGUGGAAUAAGUUCACCGUCCAGCUGGGCCUCCAUAGCUGGCUCACCUACUGCGCCUUCCUGCUGCUCAUGCCCUUCGCCUACUACCUGCUAGCCGCCUACUCGCCCCUGCUGCGCCCUGUCAGUCCGCAGGAGGCGUGGUUCACUGUCUGCUCCCUCAAUUUGAAUCAAGGCAACAUGGAGGUGUCGGGUCACGCCAGGCGGCUGCUGCAGAUGGCGGUGGUGGCGACGUCCUGGCUCAUCAUCGCCUUCUACAACAGCGUGCUCGUGUCGUCCCUGGCCGUGCCCAUCCUCGCGCCACCCUUCACGGACGCGGAGGGGUUCUUGCAGGCGGGGACGCAUAACCUGGGACUCCUCAAGGGGAACUCCGAGGUGGAACGGCUGAGGACCUCCCAGCAUCUGACCCUACAACAAAUAUGGUCUCGUCUGGUGGCCCCGGACUCACGUAACCUAGUGGGCAGCAUAGCGGAGGGGGUGAGAAGGGUGCGGACGGAGAAUUUCGCGUUCUUAUUAGAGAGCAACUACUACGCCUACCACAUGAAGGGGGACUGCAGCCUCUACCCGCUGCAGGAGACAAUCUUUAAGUCCGGGGCGGGGCUGGCUUUGCAGAAGGACUCGCCUCUGCUACUCACUUUCAACAAUGAGAUCUUCGCGCAACACAUGGGCGGACUAGUUGACCGUAGCCGAACCCGCUUCAUCCCGAUCCACCCAUCUUGCGAAGUGGACACAACGGGGCCCAUCAACAUCAGGACCAUCUUCACCGCCUUCCUCAUCCUCGCGACCGUCAUUCCCAUCGCCCUGCUCAUCCUUCUCCUCGAAAUCUACAUCUACCGCCGAUACACCGAGUCGAGGAGAGAGGAGGAGGAAGAGAGGAGGGGCGUGAAAGAAGGGGUGGGUCAGCGCUAUGGUUCAAGGGCCAAGUGACGUUACGACAUUGGGGAGACGUGGGUGUGGGGGAUAGGAGGGAGUGGUAAGGAUGGAGGGAGGAGUAUGUGGGUGAGUGCAAGGGAUUGGAGGGAAAGGGAAGAAAGAAGAGGAAGUAUGGAAGGUUUAAAUGGAAAGUAUGGGAAGGAAAUAGAAUGGAGUGGAAGAGAAAGGGGAAGUGAUAUGUGGAUUAGUGGAAGGGAAUGGAAUGAAAGAGAAGGGAUGAGAAGAGGUAGUUUAGAAAGGAUAAAUGGAAAGUAUGAUAUGAUGGAAGGGAGUGGAAGGGAAAGAGGGAUUAAUACAUGGAUGAAUACAAGGAAAUGGAAGGAAAAGGGAGGAAUAGGAGAAGGAAAUGGCCAAUACAAGACAUGGAGAGAUAUGGAGAGGACAAAUGGAGGGUAUGGGAUGGAGAUAGAAGGGAGUAGAAGGGAAAGGAGAAGCAAUACAUGGAUAACUGAAAGCGAAUGGAAGGAAAGAGAAAGAAUGAGAGAUAGAAGACAAUACAACGACUGGAGAAACAUGAAUAGGAAGAGAAAGCAUGGGGAGGAAUGGGAGGGAAUGGAAUAAUUUUAUGCUUUUACAUAAUUUAAACUCAAAUUAAGUAUCUAGCAUUAUUUCUUGCACAAUUGAUCUUUUAGCAUAAUUCUAGCAUAAUUCUGAUUUGUCUGGAAUAAAUUUUAGCAUAUAUCAUUCUUUCAAACUCGGUUUCAUUAUUUCAUUUAAGAGGGACUUGCGGAGUAGCUACCAAUCAAAUAUUUGAACGGUUGCUUCAGUUUCUGGUAGAACUGGCCAUUCAGCUUCAGCAUUGCUUACCCCUCAGUAAUACAGUUCUCUCUGAUAUCUGUUCUAUGCUUGAUCCUGAGGAAAUUAUGCGUGGAAAUAAUAUGUCUGUUGCAAAUAUCAAUGCCAAGAUUCCUGAAAUUGUUAGAGAUGAAGAUGAACAAAAAUUGGAUGAUGUCUGGAGGUUACUAAUCCUAAGUGAUGAUGCAAAGAAUAUUCUCUCACAGAAUGCUGCCACUGCCACUGAAGUCUUUUAGUCUAAAAUAUGUCACACAGGGAAAUACACUAUAUAGUCUCCAAACUUGCUAAAGCAUUAUUAACCAUACCAGUAUCUAAUGCAGACUGUGAGAGAAUAUUUUCAAUGGUUACUUUGAAAAAGAUCGAGAAAAGAAACAGGCUCUAAAACAGAAGUCUGGCAAAUGAAAUCGUAAGUGGAGAUCGAGGGCAUCAGACAAAGUGAGUGCGUAAAAUUUGAGCCUUCAGAAGACAUGAUCAAGUCGAUGGGUAAGAAUAUAUUCCCUCAGUGGCGUAAUGCUCAGUAAAUAGUAAUGAACUUGACCAAUGGAAGACCUUAUGAGUUUUAUUUUGAGAAAAGUUUUCUUGAAACCCGACUUUAAUGGGUAAUUUUGCAUGGUUUCCAUAGUUUAAGUUCCUUAUCAUCAUCUGGUUUGCGAAGCUGCUCUUCAUUUAUUCAAUACCUGAGUUUUAUUCAGAGGCUAUCUGAGUUAUAUUGAUUAUGUUUCCAUUAAAGUGUGUUAAGUAACAUG
Eriocheir sinensis (Chinese mitten crab) is the source of this 3640-nucleotide messenger RNA. Its product is annotated as probable glutamate receptor. The transcript is spliced from 10 exons. NCBI's taxonomy places the organism in Eukaryota, Metazoa, Arthropoda, Malacostraca, Decapoda, Varunidae. Gene Ontology annotation, molecular function: glutamate-gated receptor activity. Gene Ontology annotation, cellular component: membrane. The coding region runs from base 54 to 2093 and encodes 679 amino acids. The record is from RefSeq and is a predicted model, not a curated record.